This is a messenger RNA of Colletotrichum phormii, 1467 nucleotides long. RefSeq names its product putative cytochrome P450. The record is from RefSeq and is a predicted model, not a curated record. NCBI's taxonomy places the organism in Eukaryota, Fungi, Ascomycota, Sordariomycetes, Glomerellales, Glomerellaceae. The transcript is spliced from 9 exons. Bases 1 to 1467 code for a protein of 488 amino acids. Gene Ontology annotation, molecular function: iron ion binding; monooxygenase activity; oxidoreductase activity, acting on paired donors, with incorporation or reduction of molecular oxygen.
AUGAAGCCUCAAUCUGGGCUCCUGAUUUAUAAGAUCAUCGUCGCUUCCCUCUUCUCGGCUGUCCACAACAUAUACUUCCACCCCCUUGCGUCGGUCCCAGGACCCCUGCUAGCCAGGGCGUGGCUACUAUGGCGCGUGUACCAUUCUUUGGGCGGACGCUUCCAUCGCGUCAUUGAGCGGAACCACGCUCGAUACGGUCCCGUGUUUCGCGUCUCCCCGAACGAGUUGUCCUUCUCGUCCGUAACCUCGUGGAAGGCAAUCUACGGCUACAAGCCGGCCAAGCAGGCCUCGUUCAACAAGAGCAAGUUCUACGACAUCUAUGGCGCCGGCUUUGGAUCCAAGUGUAUCGGCAGCGAGCGCAAUCCUGCGAAGCACGACCAGAUGAAGAAGAGCUUGUCUGCAGCGUUUUCUACGAAGGCCUUGCUCGAGCAGGAAGCCAUUGUAUCCGAGGCCAUCAAUCUUUUCGUCGAUCGUGUUGGACAGGAAGGGGGGCCCGGAUCCGGCGGCUUGAACAUGACCAAAUGGUAUGAGAUGAUAGCGUUUGAUAUCCUCGGCGAACUAGCAUUCGGCGAGUCAUUCCGAUCUAUCGAGAACGGUAGGCCACAUUUCUGGUCGGAAAUGGUGGAAAACCAUCUCUACUUCAUCACCGUCGCUGAUAACAUGCGUCAUUACCCCCUCUUGGUUCUCCUUUCAAGCCUCUUCGCUCCUUUCAUCAAGUCUAUCAGCAAGAAGCAUACGCAGCUCACGCGAGACAAGGUCAAUAAGCGAUUAGCCAGUACCUCGGAAAAGAAAGACAUUUUUACAAACCUCAUUUCCAUGGUGCAAGAUGGCACCCUGCCGUUAGAGGAAAUAACGGCACACGCCUCCACCCUCGUUGUUGCCGGGGGCGAGACUGUUGCGACGUGCCUCGCCGCUACCACAUAUGAGCUCCUCCGAAACCCAACUGUGUACGAAAAGCUGGCCGAGGAAAUCAGAAGCUUUUUCUCCAGCUACGAGGAGAUCGACGCCACAUCUGUGCAGCGACUCUCUUACCUUCAGGCAACCAUUAACGAAGGCCUUCGCAUCUACCCUCCGGGAUCUCAAGGGUUUCCAAGAGAUUGCCCUGGUGCCUACAUCGACGGCGUCUGGGUGCCCCAAGGAACCGAGGUCUAUACCAGCGCUUGGACCGUGACGCACGAUGAGCAGAACUUCCACGAACCCUACCAUUUCAAACCAGAGCGUUGGCUCAACAGCAUGUGCCCGGAUCUGAAAGAGGCUAGUCAGCCCUUUUCCUUGGGAACGAGAGCCUGUCUUGGCCGCAACGUUGCUUACAUGGAACUACGUCUUAUUCUGGCUCGGCUACUAUACAAGUACGACUUGAAGCUGUUGGACAAGGACCUGGAUUGGGAGGGCAAGAGCCAGAUGCAUGUCAUGUGGUCCAAACCGGAGCUAAGGGUUGAGUUCGCCCCCCGUUGCAGUUCUUCUUAA